CUUCUUACAUCUACUUACCACAAGAAGAUGAAAAACGAGAAUGUGUGUUCUGAAAACCCUGCAUUUUCUUUCGAUGAUGGUCUGUUAUGUGAUGAGCAAGAAAACGAUUUGGAUUUCGGAUGUGGGUUUGGGUUUGGGUUUGGUUUAUUUGAACAAGAAAUUCAAAUCGUGAAACAAAAAGCUCAUCUUUUUACCCAUUUUGAACAUGAUCUGUUAUGGGAAGAAGACGAGCUUGCUUCUCUUUUAUCUAAAGAGAAAAAUCUUGUUUCAGAAGAAGGGGAUUUGUUCAGUGAUAGGGUUUUACUAGGUUUAAGGAAAGAAUCUGUCGAUUGGAUGAUUAGGGUUAGUACCCAUUACGGAUUCGUUGCUAUGACAACCAUUUUGGCUGUUAAUUACUUCGAUAGAUUCUUGUUGAGCGAUUCUUUCCAGAAAGAUAAGCCGUGGAUGAAUCAGUUAGCUGCUGUAGCUUGUCUUUCUCUAGCUUCUAAAGUUGAAGAAAUCCAUACCCCUCUUCUCUUAGACCUCCAAGUCGAAGGAUCAAAAUACGUAUUCGAAUCCAAGACUAUAAUGAAAAUGGAGCUUUUAGUGCUUUCUUCUCUUCAAUGGAAGAUGAAUCCAGUAACCCCACUUGCAAUCUUCGAUUACACAAUGAGGAGGCUUGGUUUAAUCACUCAUCGUCUUCAUUCAGAGUUCAUUAACAGAUGCGAAAGACUUGCUCUUGCUGUCGUCAAUGAUUCAAUGUCUCUGGUUUAUCUUCCAUCUGUAAUGUCCUCUGCUAUAAUGUUUCUUGUGUUCAACGAGAUUGAUCCUGACAACUCAUUAGAUUAUCAAGAACGAGUCAAAGGUUUUCUUGAAAUUAACGAGGAAAAGAUAGAGGAGUGUUCCAAUUUCAUCCUGGAAGUAUCAGAAACGCAAGGUCUAACUCAUAAGCGAAAGUACCAUUUUACCCCUGAGAGUCCAAAUGGUGUGAUUGAUUCCUAUUUCAGCAGAGAGAAUUCUAAUGACUCAUGGGCAUUUUCGUCAUCUGUUUCAUCUUCACCGGAGCCUGUUUUCAAGAAGAAUCGGGUUCAGGAACAACAAAUGAGACUGGCGCGCCAGCAUGUCGUGUGAAGCUCGUUGAACUUUGAGGGUAUUAUGGUAAUUUCACAAACCCUUGUUUUGAAUAUUUAUUUGCCGAAGUAUGUUGUUUAAGGUGUAACUCUGCAACACUAAUCAAUAAGUUUUGCUGAUAGGACCUUCAUUCUUGUUAUGUUGACUUUUUUUCUUGUUAGAUUUGACUUUGUUGAAGUAGAUCUAAAAAAAAAAUUAAUUUAUCGAGAUUCUUGAUUGUUGUUUUCUUGAUCAAAUUGUUUGUUUUUGACUCAAUCAACUUGUUGAAAUAUGACUUAACCCAAUAAGCUAUAAAGAUAACGUUUUUUUAAUUUAUUACUUAACACAUAAAGAACAAUUCGAUAGAAAACGUUAGAAAAAAAUAAGUAUUUUUGCGUUAGAUUUUGUUUUUUUUGGAUGAGAUUUGAUUAAAUAGACAACCCCAAUGGGUACUUUUUAUUUAAAAAACAAUAUUAAUAAUUAAGUUAUGAUUACUUGUUUACUUUUAUGUAAUUAUUAAUAUUAUUUUUACUUUUUAUUAUAAAUGCUAAUUAUAUAUAUAUUUUUAAGAGGAAGGUUUCUUGAAUUUUAGGAAUAGUUUAUGGGAGGUGGUAUUUUCCAUUUAUGAUUUUGAUUCGUCGCGUUUUAACUUUUAUACCUUUCGUUAUGUUUUUGUAUCCAAUUAAAAUGAAG
Lactuca saligna is the source of this 1782-nucleotide messenger RNA. The record is from the annotation of a GenBank genome assembly. NCBI's taxonomy places the organism in Eukaryota, Viridiplantae, Streptophyta, Magnoliopsida, Asterales, Asteraceae.